AUGAAUGAACAAGUUUCUAUAUUGGAACAUCGACUUACAUCAAAGCAAUUACCACCAGCAUCUACUGUUCUUGAUCAUAUAAUUGAUAAAAUUGAUACAAUACUUGCAAAAUCAAAUGAUAUUAUCAAAGAACAUACAUCAAGUAAUUCUUUAUCUGUUCAACUUGAGAGCAUGAAUCAGUUCAAACAUGAUAUUACUCAACAAAGUAUCAUUAUCGGUUGCAAAAUAGUAGAGUUUCGUCAAAACUACACUUGACGAAAAGGAAAGAUACUUUCAUAACAGAAAAAAUGAUAAUGCGCCCCUUCCAUCUGAAAUGCAUGUCGCAUUGAUCAACGUCAUCGAGACGCGUCGAUUACAUAUGAUUGAACAUGCCCAAUACAUAACCCAAUACAAACUGGCAAUAUAUUUCAAAUAGUAAAUAUUUAUAAAAUAUUUAUCCUUUUCAUAUCUCGACAUAAUUAUCUUCCCCUUUUGUCAUUAACCUUACUUACUUUUGAAUAUAAACAUAAUAUACUUACAAGCACAUUUCUAAAAAAACCAUUACAUUUCUAUUGUAUUCUAGAUAUCUACUACUAUUUUCAUUACUGAAUAAAAACACAACAUUUUCAAACAAACAGAACUCAGAUGAUAAAAGUAACAAACAUAAAAGAGUACUAGGUAAGCAUUAUUGAAGACUACCAACAGAAGAACAUUUUCGUAUGAAAAAUAACAUUCAUCAACUACUUAACGAUUUUAUAACUUACGAGGGAACAUUCCCAAGUGAUACGCACCAUUUGGGUUCAUAUUGUGCUCAUAAGUAGGACCCAAUAAGACUAGAAAAAGCCUAAAAGAGUUCGUGCCAUUAGGCCUUUCUUUCAA
Molecule: messenger RNA, 858 nt
Organism: Rotaria sp. Silwood2
Lineage: Eukaryota; Metazoa; Rotifera; Eurotatoria; Philodinida; Philodinidae
Source: the annotation of a GenBank genome assembly